UUUCCACCGGUCUUAUUUCUUGGAAUGCAGGAAGACUCGUCCUUGAAGACCGUGUUUGGAAACUGGGAGCUUUUGGCUAAGGUUCUGAAGGCUGCACUACGCGGUGUCACUUCACUUCAUCAAGAGACGACCGGCGGACCAAAGACAAAUGCACGCAAGUGGAACUUCGAACAGGUCACACCAGGGUCCAUUGCAUGGGCCGCCGUCAUUGUAAUCAUUCUGUUGUCACCUGACACCGAAUUUCAGAAGUCUGGCUUAGGAAAGUCAUCCGGUAUCAACUACAAGGAUCUAUUCUACCACUAUAAGAAGCUCUUGCUCACAAAGUGGGAUAGCCGUCGCAUCCAGACUAUCGUUCAAAACAUCAACCAAGAAGUUUUCAGCUCCGCAAAGUCUUCUGCCUCUGGCCUGGCUGGUCAGGAAGAUCACUCCAGCGAAAUCAUUCGUGCCAUGAACGCACUUGAUAUGGACAGUGAUAGUGAAUCAGAUGUA
Suillus paluster is the source of this 489-nucleotide messenger RNA. RefSeq lists its product as uncharacterized. The transcript is spliced from 3 exons. The record is from RefSeq and is a predicted model, not a curated record. Lineage: Eukaryota; Fungi; Basidiomycota; Agaricomycetes; Boletales; Suillaceae. The annotation marks the transcript as partial.